AUGGUGCUGCUAGAUAUAGCUGUUAUAGUACUAAAGGUAAUGACGAUGACUAUACUAGAAAUAACUUUAUUGCUGAUAACGAUGACCCGAAGUACGAUGAAAACACUGACAGUGAUCAUAGCAGUUUUCAUGACCGUUUCAUUGGUCACCAGUAGAACGUUCAAGAUUGUGAGGAUAAUCUUAGUUUUCGCAACGAAAGUUGUCCUUGGAAUUCUGAGGCUAUUCUUCGGAGGUAAAGAACCAUCAGGCGACUACAUAGAUGCAUGUGUAGGAAGUGAAGAUAGCGAGAGCGAUAUCAUAGACAGGAAGGCGGUUCGAGCAUCAGGGGACACUGAUUUCAGGAGUGAUUCAGAAGAGCUUGAAUCAUAG
Messenger RNA from Acanthoscelides obtectus, 369 nucleotides. The record is from the annotation of a GenBank genome assembly. NCBI's taxonomy places the organism in Eukaryota, Metazoa, Arthropoda, Insecta, Coleoptera, Chrysomelidae.